Molecule: messenger RNA, 1085 nt
Organism: Ciona intestinalis (vase tunicate)
Lineage: Eukaryota; Metazoa; Chordata; Ascidiacea; Phlebobranchia; Cionidae
Source: RefSeq, a predicted model, not a curated record
AUACGCUCAUUAAAUUAGUAUCUGCACUUCGUAGGUUUCUGGUUUAAGGUUAGGAUUCUUGCAUUUCAGCAUGCCAAGAAUUCCUCUGCCGUUGCAUAAAAUACCAUUGCCUGGGUACAAGCCUGGGAGAUCUAGUUGGACUCAUAAGCUGCCAAGAAACUCAUAUUUGUUUGACCCUGCUGUGAAAUACCCAAUUUAUUCAAAGUUACCAGAAAAAUGGCGGGAAGAUUAUGAAGAACCAAAGCCAAUGUUGUAUCAGAAGAUUGAAACAGGAACUAAAAGGCCACAGGCUUCAGGACUAUGGGUAAAAGGUAAAAACGGCGAACCUCAAAGAGUUGCGAAUAUACCUUUGCAAGUAAGGUACCCUCCUGAAUCACGAGAAGGGUUAUGGGGUGGGGAGGGGAUAGUUUGGGGGUUUAAAUAUGCCCGCGGGAAAAAGAUGUCAAGAAAAUACUACAAAGUGUGGAAACCUCAACUGUUUACGAGAACUUUGUACAGUGAGAUUUUGGAUAAAAAGUUUAAAACAACUGUUACUGGGUUGACUCUUGACUUGAUUGACGAAGCUUAUGGAUUUGAUUUUUUUAUUCUUAACACCUCGUCUACGGUUCUACAGGAGUUUGGUUCAAAACUGAAAAGAGAAAUAUUGCUACGUUUAGCAGAUAAAGACAAUCUAUUUCCCAACAAUCCUGUUAAACAAGAAGAGAUUCUCAAAAAAUAUGGAAAAUAUAUUAUGGAUAAAGAAGAGGCAAGUUGGGUUGGAUUAACUUUAAAAGAAGCUUUGGAAAAACAAAUGAAAAUCGAACUUGAAAAUAGAAAGCCAGUUCCUUUGCUGGAAAAAUAUACAGAACAGUUGAAAGAACAACUUAAGUUGUCACAAACUGUAGUAUCUGAAGAUGCUGCGUUGCAUCUACAUAGUGCUAAGAAAUAGUCAAAAUCAAACCAUUUUAAAAUUAUUAUUUUUAUCAAAUUGUAUAAAGUCGAUCUGUGGUAAAUUUAAUUGGCUUUGGGUAAAAUUAACUGAAUGUCAUGUCAAGUUUUUUUUGCUGCUAUGUGCCAAUGUCUAUGACAUGCUUAUUAUGUUACAG